Fusarium venenatum is the source of this 3300-nucleotide messenger RNA. The record is from RefSeq and is a predicted model, not a curated record. Lineage: Eukaryota; Fungi; Ascomycota; Sordariomycetes; Hypocreales; Nectriaceae.
AUGGGUUGGGCAGAAGAUACCAAGCUUAGUGAUCCUUACAUUUUUAUCAAGUCAGAUGAUUUCUUCCAGGGUAUUGACUCAGGUGCUACUCAAGUCAAGCGCCCUCGAACAAUCACCUUAAAUCAGGAUGACCAACUUUUGAGUGAUGGAAAGCUUAACCCCGCUUGUUCUCACGGUCGCAUUUUUCGCUUCGACGAUGGUUCUCUUCUUUUGAUUCAGUUUAUGAGACCCAAGGUUUGGCAGAUUCGUUUCGAUCCUAACAAUCGAAAUGGUGAAGACUUUACCGACUUCAACACCCGAACAAUCGUCAAAGACACUCUGAGUGGCCCUGGUGGUCUCAUUGAAACCCUCGAUGGCCUCGAGAACAUUGAUUGGAAUGUUGAACUCGUCGAAGAUCCUCAAUACAUCAUUUUCCAGUCCGUCCUGAACCCCAACAAUCACAAUCGUCAAAUCCAGCUUCAAAUCUGGAUACAACGAGACCCCUUUCAGAUCACCGUCAUUCGCGUGCUCGAAAGCAACCCUCCUGCCGAGAAGCUCCCUGAGCUCCAGAGCGUUAACUACGCAAGCUCUAAGCAGCUUGAGCUUCCUAGAACUGCAGGCGCACAGGCUGCGAUCAUUUGGAAGACCCGACCUAGGGGCCUGCAAUACACCGAGAGAGCUACAAUUCUGUCCAUCGAGAAGUCUGUCACUGCGGACUUUAUGGGUUUCGGCGAACAAGGCGGAAAAGACUUGUUCAAGAAGAAGACGUACAUGAACUACUUCAAUUUUGACAACAUGAGGUACCAGAACGUCUAUGGAAAAGGACCUCUAGAUGAUCGCGAGCCUCUCUAUCAUUCCGAGCCAUUCUGGAUCGAGGUUGACUCCCACCCUGGAUAUCGAUCACAGGUCUCAACGUUCAUUGACAAUUACUCCCACAUCUGUGUUGAUGUAGGUGUCAAGGAUACAGGCGCAAUUCGCGUCGCGACGCGCUUCAACAGUUUCCGCGCCAUCAUGGUCGCUGCAGACAGUAUGCAGGAUCUCAUCACUUCUUACACUUCUAUUGUCGGCAAACCGCGCCUCAAGCCCCGAUACGUUCUUGGCUACCAUCAGGCCUGCUACGGAUACGACAGUCAAGAAUCUGUCCUCGAGUCAGUCGCUGAAUAUCGCAAGUGCGGCUUCCCAAUUGACGGCAUGCACAUUGAUGUCGAUAUGCAAGACGAUUACCGAACCUUUACCAUCGACAAGCGUGAUAAGCAUUUUCCUGAUCCUGUCCAGAUGUUCAAGACUCUGAGAGAACAGGGUGUUAAGUGUAGUACCAACAUUACUCCAUACAUCAACUCGGUUCCCAGUGACACCUACUCGACUCUCAACGAGGGUCUGAAGGAUGGACGCUUCAUCAAAGAUGACCGCGACGUUGACCCUUCGGCUCCCAAUGUGUGGGAUCAGCGCUAUGUAGGAUGGUCUGUUGGAAACCAGAUCUUCCUCAAUCCCAACACACAGAAGCCACCAUACUUUGAGGAAGACAAGUCGAAGUUCGAAGACAACUUCAACAGUCAGAAGCCUUUCCAUGGUGGUGUUUUCUAUGGGUGGGGAAAUGGUCAUCCUGGUCAUUAUCCCAAUUUGAACAACAAGGACGUUCGAAAGUGGUGGGGUAAGCAGUACAAGUAUCUCUUUGAGUGUGGACUUGAUUUCGUCUGGCAGGACAUGACGGGGCCUUGCAUCGCUGAAGAGUACGGUGAUAUGAAAGGCAGUCUCCCGUUCCGUCUCAACCUUGACUCGGAUGGUUGGUGUCAAGACUCCACCAAGGCCACACGCAAAAAGGCCAUCGAGAUCUGGUCACUCUACAGUUACAAUCUGCACAAAGCCACUUAUCACGGCUUGAACAACAUCCACAAAGUCAGUCCAGAUCUCGAGUGGCGCGAGAACAGACGAAACUUCAUCAUUGGCCGUGGAAGCUUCGUCGGCAGUCACCGUUUCGCAGGUCUAUGGACAGGUGACAACGCCUCUACAUGGGAAUUUCUGGGCAUCUCGGUCGCACAGGUUCUUGCUCUGGGAAUGUCCGGUAUCACCAUCUCCGGCCAAGAUGUAGGUGGAUUCGAGUUUAUUGAUUCUGAGCGCGACUUUGUCAACCCGGAGUUGCUGAUUCGUUGGUAUUCUGCCUACUCUCUUCUUCCGUGGUUCAGAAACCACUAUACCAAGCGACGCGACUGGAUUGAUGGUCCGAGGAAAGGAACGAUGAGGAAGGAUGGCAAGCUGUUCCAAGAACCGUAUGCGUAUCAGAAGUACUACGAGGCGAAUAGCUGGAGAUUCCAAGGACAGGAAGCGAUGAUCUACCGUGCUGUGCUUCCAAUCUGUCGUUACCUGAUUCGACUGCGGUACAGUUUGAUGCAGCUGAUGUACGACGCCAUGUUUGAGAAUAUGGUUACCGGACUGCCAAUCGCAAGAGCCAUGGUUAUCACCGAUGACAUUGACCGUAGUCUCUUCAGUGCUGAUGUUAGUAUACCUGUACCCAGAGUGUAUACGUUGCUAACCAGUCAGAACCAAAAGUUCACUCGCAGCCAAUACAUGGUGCGAAACGACCUCCUCGUCGCACCAGCCUUGAUCCCGGAAUCCAAGCGCCGCACCCGCAAGUUGUAUCUCCCCUACCCUGACAAGUGGUACACCAUGAAUCUGCGACCCGAUGAAGAUCUUGGCGCUCCUCUGCUUGAACCUGCCAAUGGUGGAAGUAGAAUUGAGUAUGAUUGUCGCAUCAGUGACCAGGAUUCUCAGCUACCCUACGUUACACCGAUGUACAUCCGUGAGGGUGGAAUCAUUCCCAAGAUCAAAGUCCGAGACUACAUCCCUGAUCCUUCGCUUCCUGCACAGGACGUUAAUCCGAUUACACUGCAUGUUUACCCAGGAAAGGACAACACCUACAUCAUGUAUCUUGAUGAUGGUAUCUCGCGAGACAGUGCUCCCGUCGUUGGGCGUGGUCUUAACGUUAGCGAUGAGAAGGCGGCCAACAAAUACUGUCAGGUUGAGAUUUCCCAGACUACCAAAUCCUUCAACGAACAAACUGCAGUUAAGUUCAUUCGCACCGUUACCAUCAAGUCACCUUUCAACGGCUUCGGUGAUCUCGCCUUCAUGAUCGGAACGAAGUACACCCUCGCUCUCUGGCAUGCGCCCUCAGUCGACAUCAACACUGCGAAGGUUGACUCGUCUAACAGCAAUGUCACCUCCAGGACUGAUACCGGAUCUCGGGCUACUGUUGUCAAUGUACCGGUUGCUGAAGCGCAUACCGAGGGUGUGACUAUUCAGGUGGCCUACGCCGAGAUGAAGUAA